AUGCCAGUCUUGAGGUCUCGCAGUAAACGCAUUACGCGGGAAUCGUGCGAUGAAGCUUCAACAAAAAGAUCUGUUGCACAGACGAGCCAGUCAGCCUCACCCACAGAGACCGAUCUAUCACACAACUCCAAGAAAAACACAUCGUUCAUCCAACAUGGCUGUCCAAUUGUUACCGGGGUAUCAUCGCCCCCGGCCGCUAAUAUCACACCACCGGAGAUUUUGCUACCGAUAUUCGCUAUGCUUACUCCCCGGGACUUCGAUAAUGCGCGACGAACAUGCUCACAAUGGAUGAGGAUCAGUUUAAAUCCGAAAUUAUUAAAAACCAUGCUGAAACGUGCGGGAUGGUGGGAUGCAUGGCAGCAGGACUGUGCAACAAAACGCGCCAUAAGGCAUCUGGCCAGCUAUGAGAGCGAAGUUUGGAGGAUGAGCAAAAGAUUCGCUACCGAAUGCCUGCUUUCAGGGCGACGAUCAAAUAUCGAGAGAUUAGGCUUUGUGAAAGUCGGAGUGGUAGAGUUUUCCGGACUUGCGAGGAGCAUGCAAAGGAGGAAGACUCGUGGGAUCAAGGCCUUGCCAGACCGAAACCGCAUAUGCCAGACCAGGUCCACAUUUAGUGUCAGUAGCUGCAGCAACUAUGCUCUAGCUACUGCUGGCUGCACAAUAUAUGUGUUCCGUCUAAUGGACAGGAGUUCCAAGUCCAUGACUUUUACGCACCUUGAUGAUUCAAACCUGGUGCCGAUAACCAGUAUUGAAUGUCCUUACGAGGUUCUAUCAGCCACAAUGGAUACAAGUACACCUCAAUUCCUUGUCGCAGCCCUGUUGGGCAAUCGAACAGGCAUGGUUUGUGAUAUUAACGUAUUCCGUGUAUCUCAGGAUGAAAUUUCAACAUCCUGCGAUGAAUCGGUGGACGGUGUAUCAAAUUCCCCAUCUUCAAAGCCCGCAAGAAACAAUCUCUACUCUAUGCCAACAACUACUUCUUCGUCGCCACACUAUUACUACAACGUCUGCUCAGAAGAUCAUCCUCCUCGAACAAUUGCUCUCUAUCCUGGCCGUCAAUGCGUCGCAUUUGGAUGCGCAGGCGGUAUCGAAAUCCACUGGGUCGACGAAGCAACCCAGAAAGACCAAAGAAGACACUUCCCUAUGUCUCAACCCUCAGAGAUUCUUCACUUCCUACCAAACUCCCUCGAAAGUCCCAGCGAAAUGCGCCUUAUCUCCUCAUUAGCUGGACCAGGCGUCCACGAGUCUGCAUGUCGCCAAUCUCCAUUCCCAGAUCAUCCCAAGAAAUGCCAUUUCAAUUUCCGCGGAGACUCCAAACUUCUCAAUCAAAAAACCCAUCCAAAUAAUUCCUCUCUCAGCCUUGUCCGCGCAACUCACUGCCAUCAUUAUCGCGCCGUCCCUAUAAAUGACGGCUACCACAUCGCCUUCAUCGAACCUCGCACAGGUCUCCUAUGCAUUGGCUCCGAUGCACCGAUAGGCGGACCAACAAGUCUUACCCGUGCCUUUGUCUGUAUUCCACCCUUUGGCAAAGACCCAACAACAGAUACCACCAAAGAAGCCCGCGUACCUACAGCAUUCGCCGUUGGCUCCGAUCUCCGCUGGGGUCUUCGCGUUGUCGCCGCAUAUCAAGGCCGUAUAGUUCUCUACUCUGUUCCCUUGGAUAUAUUCAACGUUAUUCGGAAAGAGCGCGAGCGUCAAGUUGACGGUAUCCUGGGGAAUAGUGAUCCGGCAUACGACUGGUACAUGGACCCGGAGCGAUCGCACAAACGUCGUGAGAGUCUCGUGCAGAAUCAAAAUGGAGACUGGGAGUUCCUGCUUAGUGUAAGCUAUAGCCCAGCAGCAAUGAUGUGGCCAUUCAAGAUAUACGGGAAAGAGAUCGGACGCGGGGAGAACGUUGUCGAAUUAGCGCUGCAGUCAUCGAAUGGCGGGGCGCGAGUCUGGGCAUUUAGCGCCUCGGGUGAAGCGAGUAUCUUCGAUAUUGAUACUUUGACGUCGCCGACAUGUGGUGCUGAGGAUAUACCCUGCGCUAUGGUUAAAGUCGGGUCAGAUGGAAGUAUUGAUUCUGCUGGACUUGUUGAGAGACCGAAGCCUGGGUCCAUGGCGCCUCCGACAUCACGAAAGCGGAAAUCGACUGUUUUGCAGGAUGAUUUUGUCGGACGGUAUGGGACAAGUCGAUAUGUUCCCAGUUUGGAUUGUGAUGGUCUGAAGCCUGUCAAUGCUGUUGAUCACCAGGGUGAAGAAUCGUCGAUUCGUCGACCCUCUUUUGCGGCUUGUAUUGUUGAUUUUAAAAUCCCCGAGCUUGGAAUUAGGGAUUCAUCUUGGAAGAAGGAUGAGUUUGUAUUGAAGGGUGACUGCUAG
Penicillium malachiteum is the source of this 2352-nucleotide messenger RNA. Its product is annotated as F-box protein. The transcript has a single exon. The record is from RefSeq and is a predicted model, not a curated record. Bases 1 to 2352 code for a protein of 783 amino acids. NCBI's taxonomy places the organism in Eukaryota, Fungi, Ascomycota, Eurotiomycetes, Eurotiales, Aspergillaceae. Gene Ontology annotation, molecular function: protein binding.